CAUUUCUCUCCUUUAUCAAAUCAUCCAAGUGUUCUUUCAUCUCCCAAUUCAAAAUUUUCUUUAAGAAAAUUGCAUUUCCAAUUUAAGUUUUUUUUUCUUGAUCCAGUAAUGCCGGGUCUCAAAUCUCCACCCGACGCUCCUCCGCUACGGAUUACGGUGUCGGAGCCGCCUUCUCAGAAUCCACCUCGGACGCCGAACAAAAAGCCUCCGUCGCCUUCCCCUUCCCGAUCCAAGGCUUCCCCCGCCCGCUCCGCCAAGAAACCUCCGCCCGACUCACCCAAUCCGGACGAUUCCUCGCUCGAUAACCCGGAUCUCGGCCCCUUUUUGCUCAAAUUGGCCCGUGAUACCAUCGCUUCCGGUGAGGGUCCCAGUAAAGCUUUGGACUAUGCGAUUCGAGCGGCGAAGUCGUUCGAGAGAUGCGCCGUGGAAGGCGAGCCAAGUUUGGAUCUGGCGAUGAGCUUGCACGUGCUGGCGGCGAUUUAUUGCAGCUUGGGGAGGUUCGAUGAGGCGGUUCCGGUUCUGGAGCGGGCGAUUCAAGUGCCCGACGUGGAAACGGGCCCGGAUCACGCGUUGGCUGCUUUUUCGGGACAUAUGCAGCUGGGGGAUACGUACUCGAUGCUGGGGCAAGUGGAGAAGUCAAUUGGGUGCUAUGAAGAAGGGUUAAAGAUUCAGAUCCAGGCUCUGGGUGAGACCGACGCUAGAGUUGGCGAAACUUGCAGGUACUUGGCCGAGGCCCAUGUUCAAGCAAUGCAGUUCGAUAAAGCUGAAGAAUUGUGCAAGAAGACCCUGGAAAUACAUCACGCCCACAGUGAACCAGCAUCACUCGAAGAGGCGGCCGACCGCAGGUUGAUGGCACUCGUAUGCGAGGCUAAGGGAGAUUAUGAAGCGGCCCUCGAGCAACUUGUCCUAGCCAGCAUGGCAAUGAUUGCCAAUGGACAGGAGAAUGAAGUAGCUGCUAUUGAUGUCAGCAUUGGCAAUAUUUACAUGUCUUUGUGUCGCUUUGAUGAGGCCGUCUUCUCGUACCAGAAGGCCCUAACAGUGUUCAAAUCAUCCAAGGGUGACAACCACCCUCAAGUUGCCUCCGUCUUUGUACGACUUGCUGAUCUAUAUCACAGGACUGGAAAGCUCCGAGAAUCAAAAUCAUAUUGCGAAAAUGCCUUGAGGAUCUUUUCAAAACCCUUGCCGGGAACCACAGCAGAAGAGAUAGCUGGUGGGUUAACUGAAAUUUCAGCCAUAUAUGAAUCGGUGGAUGAGCCUGAGGAAGCGUUGAAGCUCUUGCAGAAAGCAAUGAAGUUGUUGGAGGACAAACCUGGACAGCAAAGCACCAUUGCAGGAAUCGAAGCACGGAUGGGGGUGAUGCUUUACAUUCUUGGGAGGUAUGAGGAAGCAAGGAAAUCUUUCGAUAGUGCAGUGUCCAAGCUCAGAGCAAGCGGGGAGAGGAAGUCAGCCUUCUUUGGAGUCGUGUUGAACCAGAUGGGCUUGGCUUGUGUUCAAUUAUUCAAGAUAGACGAGGCUGGUGAGUUGUUCGAAGAGGCAAGAGCAAUACUUGAGCAGGAAUGUGGGCCAUGUCAUCAAGAUACUCUGGGAGUAUAUAGCAAUCUUGCAGCAACUUAUGAUGCUAUGGGAAGGGUUGAAGAUGCAAUCGAGAUAUUGGAGUAUGUACUAAAAUUAAGAGAAGAAAAACUCGGAAUUGCAAAUCCGGAUUUCGAAGAUGAGAAGAACAGGCUGGCUGAGCUCCUAAAAGAAGCAGGCAGGUCUCGCAACCGAAAAGCAAAAUCACUGGAAAAUCUCAUAGAUCCGAACUCGAAGAGGACGGCAAAGAAAGAGGGGACGAAAAAAUGGGGAUUCAGAAUUUGAAGACAUUAUUUCGCAGGUCGUAUUUUCGACAUAUUCUGUAUCAUGGAAGAUCAUAUAUAGUGUUAGAAGGAAUUUUCUUGAGCUUUCCUGUUUUUGAAGCUUUAAGAUCUCGUAUUUUUCUUAACCUUUUUAUUAUUGUUAUUUGUGUUAUUGGAUGACUGUGAUGUGCUAUUGAAAUUUGGAAAGAAGAAUGUUCAUUUGAGUGAAUAAAUUUCAUCUUGAUCUUUUCAUU
Hibiscus syriacus is the source of this 2089-nucleotide messenger RNA. RefSeq names its product protein KINESIN LIGHT CHAIN-RELATED 1-like. The record is from RefSeq and is a predicted model, not a curated record. The transcript is spliced from 3 exons. Bases 109 to 1857 code for a protein of 582 amino acids. Gene Ontology annotation, molecular function: protein binding. NCBI's taxonomy places the organism in Eukaryota, Viridiplantae, Streptophyta, Magnoliopsida, Malvales, Malvaceae.